CCCAAUUCAAAGGUCUCUUUGUGUUCUCUCUACCAAAUCGUUGAUUUCUUGUCAGUGUUACAAUGGAUUGCAUAAAGAAGGUUGAUAGAUCUGCUUUCGUUUCCUUUUCACCGGAAGCUCCGUUUAUGGCAACCGGAACCAUGGCCGGAGCCGUGGAUCUGUCGUUUAGUUCAUCCGCCAAUCUAGAGAUCUUCGAACUUGAUUUUAGGUCCAACGAUCGUGAUCUGAAACUUGUUGGUCACUGCUCAAGCUCUGAGCGGUUUACUCGACUCGCUUGGGGAAGUUAUGGUCUUAUUGCAGGUGGACUCGUCGAUGGAAACAUCGGUUUAUGGAAUUCAAAUCGUUCUGAGUCUGGAGAGAUUGAGCAUGUUAGACAUCUUUCAAAACACCAAGGACAUGUUCGUGGUCUUGAAUUUAAUAUCAAGUCCCCAAAUAAACUUGCUUCUGGGGCUGAUGAUGGUACAGUUUGCGUUUGGGAUUUAGCAAAUCCUUCAGAGCCUUCUCAUUAUCUAAAGGGAACUGGUUCUUCAGUGCAAGAGGAAAUCUCUUCGGUAUCGUGGAACAGAGAGUUUCAACAUGUUUUAGCAUCUACUUCAUAUAACGGGACUACUGUGAUAUGGGAUGUGAACAACAAGAAGGUUAUAACAGACUUCAAAAAUUCCGGAUCAGUGGACAGAUUUAAAGGUCCAACUCGGUGCUCAGUUUUGCAAUGGGACCCUGAUAAUUUUAAUCAGAUCAUGGUUGCAUCAGAUGAAGACAGCUCAAAUGUUAAGCUUUUGGACAUAAGGUAUCUACAGUCACCUGUUCGCACAUUUGUUGGCCAUCAAAGAGGUGUGAUUGCAAUGGAGUGGUGUCCAAGUGACAGUUUGUAUCUACUUACUUGUGCGAAAGACAACCGAACUAUUUGCUGGAACACAAAGACAGGACAGAUUGUGGCUGAGUUACCUAUUGGUGGCAAUUGCAAUUUUGAUGUUCAUUGGUAUCCAAAGAUGCCUGGAGUUAUAUCAGCAUCUUCAGUUGAUGGGAAAGUUGGCAUCUAUAACCUUGAGUGUUGCAGCAGCUAUGGUAAUGAGGUGAACAACCUAGAUUCUGCUUCUUUAACAGCACCAAAAUGGUGGAAACGACCGGUUGGUGCAUCUUUCGGAUUUGGAGGAAAGCUGAUUUCAUUUAACAAAAAUCUUUCUGAAGCAUCUGAGGUUAUUAUGCAUAGCCUGGCCACAGAAGAAAGUUUGGUGAAUCGGAUUUUUAGAUUUGAAGCUGCAAUAGAAAAUGGAGAGAAGAGUUCACUUAGGGGUUUGUGUGAGAAGAAAACAGAAGAGACAAAUUCCGAGGUGGAGAAGGAAACAUGGGGCUUGCUGAAAAUCAUGCUUGGCGAGGAUGGAACCGCAAAGUCGGAGUUGCGUACCCAUCUCGGCUUUAGUUCAUCGUCUGAGGAAACGGAUCAAACUGUUAGUGAGCAUCAUGCUACAUCUUCUACUGAAGACGUAGAAGUGACUCAACAAAUGCCAAAAGGAGAAGAAGAAGAAGAAGAAGAAGAAGAAGAAGAAGAAGAAGAAGAAGAAGAAAUCGCUGAUCCAACAGUUGAUGAUUCCAUCCAACGUUCAUUAAUUGUGGGAGAUUACGAGAAAGCAGUGGCUCAGUGUUUUUCUGCAAAUAAGAUGGCUGAUGCUUUAGUUAUUGCUCAUGUUGGUGGUACAACAUUGUGGGAGAGUACCCGUGAUAAGUAUCUGAAGAUGAGCAAUGCACCUUACAUGAAGGUUGUUUCUGCAAUGAUGAACAAUGAUCUAAUGACCCUUGUGAAUACAAGACCACCUAAAUCUUGGAAAGAAACUCUUGCUCUUAUCUGCUCUUUUGCAGAAGGAGAUGAAUGGACAAGCCUCUGUGAUGCUCUAGCCUCAAAAUUGAUGGCUACUGGUUUUACUUUGGCUGCAACUCUAUGUUACAUUUGUGCAGGCAAUGUCGAUAAAACAGUAGACAUUUGGUCAAGUAGCCUUGAAAGUGAAAGUGCUGGAAAAUCUUAUGCUGAGCGUAUUCAAGAUCUUAUGGAGAAGACGCUUGUCUUAACUUUGGCAACUGGAAACAAGAGAUUCAGUACGUCUCUACGCUGUCUCUUUGAGAGUUAUGCUGAAAUUUUGGCCAGUCAAGGACUUCUUGCAACCGCGGUAAAGUUCUUGAAAUUUCUUGACUCUGGUGAUUCCUCAACCGACCUUUCAAUCUUGCGGAAUCGGAUUGCUCUGUAUGCAGAGCCUGAAAUUACUAACCCUUCUGCAUCAGUAAGCACUCAGCCUGAAAUCUCCAAGCCAUAUCAAAAGAAUUCUUCUCUUCCAGCUCCAAUAAGCAAUGCUCAUCAGCCAUCAAGAACUACUUUUGUCCCUUUGAAUCCCCCUCAAGAACUAAAGAAUGCGGACCAAUAUCAGCAGCAUACCAUGGAUUAUUAUUGUUUUCCUGCAGAAAUUACUAAACCUUCUGCAUCAGAAAACACUCAGCCUGAAAUCUCCAAGCCAUAUCAAAAGAAAUAUUUUCCUCCAGCUCCAAUAAGCAUUGCUCAGCCAUCAAGAACUACUUAUGUUCCUUUGAAUCCUCCUCGAGAACUAAACAACGCGGACCAAUAUCAGCAGCAUACCAUGGGUUUUUCUUAUUUUCCUCGAUCCACGAACCCAACAUACAAUGUUCCACCUGUUCCUGCCUCAUAUCAACCCAUUCCUUCACAAGUUGGUCCAUAUCUGAACUCUCAGAUUCCACAAACUGUUGCUCCACCAAUGAGACCGAUGACUCCAACAGUACAGCAGGUAGCAGCUGAAGCAGCACCUGUAGUAGCUCCACCACCACCACCAACCGUUGAGACCGCAGAUACUUCCAAUGUACCAGCCCACCAGAAGCCUAUUGUGGCUACAUUGACAAGGCUAUUUAAAGAGAUAUAUGAACCAUUAGGAGGUAAUUCACGAGCUAAUCCUACCAAGAAGCGUGAGAUAGAAGAUAACUCAAAAAAAUUAGGAACUCUGUUUGUGAAACUAAAUAAUGAGGACAUCUCAAAGAACGCUGCUGAAAAACUCGCUCAUCUCUGUCAAGCUUUAGACAAACAUGAUUUUGGUGCAGCUUUACAGAUACAGGCGUGUAUGACAAACACCGAAUGGGAUGAGUGCGGCUUUUGUCUUCCAACACUAAAGCGAAUGAUGAUCAAGGGAAGACAAAAUGUGCAAUGAAAUGGUGAUAUUAUUAUCUGUCCGGGGUAUAAACUAGCCACUAGGUUAUAUGUACUUAGUGCUUUGACCUUGCGAGAGAUAAGCUUAUAACCAGAUCAGUUAUAUAAUUAAUCAUUAAUUCUAUUUUCAUA
Camelina sativa (false flax) is the source of this 3334-nucleotide messenger RNA. RefSeq names its product protein transport protein SEC31 homolog A-like. Lineage: Eukaryota; Viridiplantae; Streptophyta; Magnoliopsida; Brassicales; Brassicaceae. Gene Ontology annotation, biological process: endoplasmic reticulum organization; COPII-coated vesicle cargo loading; endoplasmic reticulum to Golgi vesicle-mediated transport. Gene Ontology annotation, molecular function: protein binding; structural molecule activity. Gene Ontology annotation, cellular component: COPII vesicle coat; endoplasmic reticulum exit site. The record is from RefSeq and is a predicted model, not a curated record.